Messenger RNA from Cataglyphis hispanica, 2648 nucleotides. RefSeq names its product protein yellow-like (gene Y-e3). The transcript has 6 exons. Bases 656 to 1951 code for a protein of 431 amino acids. NCBI's taxonomy places the organism in Eukaryota, Metazoa, Arthropoda, Insecta, Hymenoptera, Formicidae. Gene Ontology annotation, cellular component: extracellular region. The record is from RefSeq and is a predicted model, not a curated record.
CUCUCGCAGUCGUUUCUCGGUCGUCUUGUAGUUCGGAUCGUGAAGUCAGAGAAGAAUCUCUUGUCUUCUCAAAGUAAUAUUUAUAUUGAAUUAUUAUUUUUAUCAAGAGAGAGAAAGAGAGAGAGAGAGAGAGAGAGAGAGAGAGAGAGCGAGCAAAGUGAUGCUAGAACGGCCACGUUCGCUGCACAUCAAGAUCUGUCGAAAUAUACAAAGAAUACUAAGAAUAUUUCUUGAGAAAACUACGAGAAAAGCGUAACGAAUAAUCAGUAGAGGAUAAACGCGAAAGCAGUUGUUGGAUAGUUAUUUGAAUUCUAAUUAUUAGAAGCAGAAUUUGAAUUUUGACGUUCUAAAGAGAAAGGGAAAAUAUAUAUAUAACAAGAAAGGCAAGAUCAAUAUAUAUUUAUGAAAAAGAAACAAAUAGGAAAAAUAUCAUUGCUAAUCAGUGUUCGUUUGUCGAAACUCUCGUAAAGAUAGAAACGCGUGUAAAACUGCGUCAGCAUCUGUAUUAUCACUGAGUGACGUGAAAUAAUGCGCAUAAAUCGUGGAAUUUAUCAGUAAAAAUAAUACUAUAUAACAUCAGAGAGAGGUAAUAAGUGAUUGUUGAAAGAAUUGCGCGCAAAUAAGCAGUUGUAGAGUGAAGAUUGACAUAUUUACGAUGAAGUCCAAAGCUGUUUGGUUAUUAAGAGUUAUUAUACCGUUUUUAUUUCUUGGGAAAUCCGCGAGCAUUGAAAAAUUAAAAAACAUAUAUUCAUGGAAGGCUUUGGAAUUUGCCUUCCCAAACGAAGAAGCGAGAGAACUUGCCAUACAAGAGGGUCGCUUCAUUCCCGGAGCACCGGUACCGAUCGAUGUCGAUUUUUAUUACAGAGCUAAGCUCGGAUCCGUCGUAUUUAUCUCGAUACCAAGAAUUCAAAACGGAGUUCCCGUCACCCUCGGUUACGUCACAAAUAAUGUCUCUACCGAGGGAAAUCCAAUAAUUGCACCUUAUCCGAAUUGGGAAUGGAACAGAUUGGGAUCCUGCGAAGCGAUCACUAGCGUAUUCAGAAUGCAGGUGGACUCAUGCGACAGAUUAUGGGUUCUCGACACCGGCAAGCUCGAAGAACGACAGAUCUGUCGUCCUCAAUUAUUAUCAUUCUCGCUGCGAACGAACAAGAUUCUGAGCCGGUACAAAUUCCCCAAGGAACAAUUCAAGGACGAUUCCCUGUUCGUGACACUCGCGGUCGACAUUCGUAACAGCGAGAAAUGUCGCGAUACCUUCGUCUACAUCGCCGAUGUGACUGGAUACGCGUUGCUAGUCUACGAUCAUCAAAAUUCCCACUCAUGGAGGAUCACUAACAAUCUAUUUUAUCCUUAUCCGCCCCACGGAACGUUCAACAUCAAGGGGGACACGUUUGAUUUAAUGGAUGGCAUUCUGGGACUCGCGCUGAGUCCCAUAAAACAGGACGGCGACAGAAUCUUGUAUUUCCACUCCUUGGCUAGCAGAGUCGAAAGUUGGGUACCCACUUCCAUUAUUAGAAACUAUAGCCUCUUCCAAGAACACUCCGACUCUGCGCCAAGGUCAUUCCGCCCAUUUGCUAUGGAAAGAUCAUCACAAUCGGCUGCUCAAGGCAUGGAUCAGAAUGGAAUUCUUUUCUUCGGUCUUUUAUCAGAUUUAGCUAUCGGAUGUUGGAACAGUAUAACUCAUCCCGAAUAUGGUGGUACCAAUACCGAAAUCGUUGUCGUCAAUCCCGACACUUUGCAAUUUCCGUCAGGACUAAAGAUUAUCACCGCGAAACACGGCCGUCAGGAGUUAUGGGUCCUCACGUCGUCGUUCCAGAAGUACAUGGUCGCGACCAUGAAUGCGAACGAGACUAAUUUCCGGAUACAGGCCGGCUACGUGGACGAGCUGAUCCGCGGUACCAAGUGUAAUGGUGGUUUUGAUCGCAAUCUCGCUUACGAGGCACACGUCAAAUGAAGAUUGUGGCACCGCGGGGAGUUCGACGAUUCGCGUUCUCACGCGGUGGCACCGUCCGUCCAGUGGCAUAAGUAUCCCGAUUUCUUCGCGGAUCAUCACUAUCACCAUCACCACCCACCACCGCCAUUCUAUCAAUCUCCGAGAUUCUUCGCUAGACCAUUUCCCACCCGCUGGAUCGCGAGAUCGAUCUAUCCUCGACCUCGAGUCGAGUACACCGUCAUUAUCGAUUACGAUUGAAGAACGCGCGACUACAUGUACCUAUCUUGAAGAACGAACACAGACCCGCCUUUAUAAAAGUUCUGUAGUUUUUUUUUGUGGAGCUUAUUAUCAGCUGGAUAAGCCAUCAAACUUUUACUGCUCGUGGUGCCAAUUAAGCUUGUUUGCUUAUUUAUCCCGGUUUGUAUUUAUUGGGAGCAACAUUAAUAAACGUUCUCUUAUUUUUAUUAAAAAUAGUAGACAGUAAGUAUCAAACUGUAUCAAGUGACAAGUGUGUUUUUAAUUUCUAUUGCAUAUCAUAUUUUGUAAUAAACCCAGUGUAAUAAACGAAUUACUAGACAAAAAGAAGUAUUUAUCGAUCACACUUAUUACAUAAUAAGAAUAAAAUAAAGCUAAUCAUGCAACGACAUGUGACUGUAUAUUAAAGCUUUGUAUUUAAUAAUUAUAAUUAUUAUAGCAAAUAAAAAUUUAUUUUAAAUUA